GUGUGUGUGUUAUCAGAUACUUUUCUCAAACAGUCCAGAGUUCUCACACACACACACACACACACACACCUGAGGAAGGUCUGUGUUCAGGUUCUGGUCGCCGUCAUGGAGUUGAAGAGCAAGCAGCAGAAGAAGGUUCUUGUGAUCUCGGUGCUGCUGGCCGUGUGUGUGGUGGUGAUUAUUCUGGGUCUGGGUUUGGGUCUCGGUCUUCAGCUGCAGGACUGCAGGAAUAAAGAGUCCUCCGUGUCUCUGUCCUGUAGGAGUCGUUGUUACGAGCCGCUGGAGCUGGACUCAGAGUCGUGUCGCUGUGAUAGUCAGUGUGUGGAGACUCACAGCUGCUGCCAUGACUUUAAAGACAUCUGUCUGCUGCCUACUGAGAGCUGGGAGUGCUCUGUCCUGCGCUGUGGAGAGAGGCGUCUGACUGAAAGCAGGUGUCACUGCUCUGAGGACUGUCUGACCGCUGGAGACUGCUGCCCAAACUACAGCACUGUGUGUCGGGGAGACACGGAGUGGGUUCAGGAUGAGUGUGUCGACAUGAGCACUGCCAGAUGUCCUGCCAGUUUCAGGAGGCAGCCGCUGCUGCUGGUGUCUCUGGACGGUCUGAGAGCCGAGUAUCUUCAGUCCUGGCAUGCAGUCGUACCUGUGCUGGACAAGAUCAGACGCUGCGGUACAUCAGCACCUUUCAUGCAGGCCGUGUUCCCUAGUAAGACGUUCCCUAACCACUACUCCAUCGCCACCGGUCUGUACGCCGAGUCACACGGGCUGGUAGAUAAUAGCAUGUACGACCCCGUGUUCGACGCCUCCUUCAGUCUGUCCAACAGCGAGAAAAACAAUCCUAGAUGGUACCAGGGACAGCCGAUCUGGAACACAGCCAUGUAUCAGGGGCUGAAGGCCGGAACGUUCUUCUGGCCGGGAUCUGAUGUGGCCAUAAAUGGGAGUUUUCCAGAUAUCUACAUGAAUUACGACGGGAAGAUCCCUUAUGAGGAGAGGAUCUUCAGUGUUCUGCGGUGGCUACAGUUACCAGAGGACAAACGGCCAGAUUUCUUCACAGUCUACCUGGAGGAGCCGGACAGUUCAGGACACAGUUAUGGACCCGUCAGCGGUGGGCUGAUCUUGGCUCUGCAGGGAGUGGACAGAGUCAUCGGUCAUCUGAUGAACGGCCUCAAACAACUCAACCUUCAUCAGUGUGUCAACAUCAUCAUCGUCGCCGAUCAUGGUAUGGAGGAGACCAGCUGUGAGCGGAAAGAAGCUCUUCAGGAUUUUAUAGGUGAUGUCUCUCAUCUGUACGUCAAUGAAGGGCCGUUCGGACGAGUCAGAGCAAGAGACACAACGCACACCUUGGAUGCAGCUGAACUCGUGGCAAACAUGUCGUGUAAACGGCCAGAGCAGCAGAUCAAGCCGUACCUGAAACAUCACCUGCCCAAACGCUUCCAUUACGCCAACAACAGACGAAUUGAAGACAUCAGCGUCCUGGUGAACCCACGCUGGCUCUUUGAGAGGUUUCCAGGGUCUCUCACGUUCUGCUCAGGAGGAAAUCAUGGAUAUGAUAAUGAUAUCUACAGCAUGCAGGCUUCGUUUCUCAGUUUAGGACCAAAAUUCCACUUUCAGACGGAAGUGGAGCCAUUUUCCAACAUUGAAUUGUACAACCUCAUGUGUGACGUGCUGGAAAUAACUCCAUUCAACAAUAACGGAACUCACGGGAGUCUAAACCACCUGCUGCGGACACCCUUCUACAACCCCAGUCACCCGACAGAGCAGAGCCGCCCACAGCACUGUCCAGUCACCGGCCUGGAGCCCACACACACACUGGGCUGCAGCUGCACUGCACUGAGUGGAAGUGGAAGUGACAUCAAUGCGCGUCUUAAUCUCACUGAUGCCGAAGUGGCAGACAGUGAGAGGCGACACAUGUUGUUCGGCCGUCCACAGGUUCUGCAGUCUGACGCUGAAUACUGUAUCCUUCAUCAACACGGAUUCAUCACGGCCUACAGCACACACACACACACACCAGUCUGGAGCUCCUUCACUCUGGACAAGACCGCUGAAAGUUCUCCGGUCGUCUCCGAUUGUCUCCGGGCAGACGUCAGGAUUCCAGCCAAUCAGAGCGCAACGUGUGACCAGUACAACAAUACUGAGAACAUCACACAUGCCUUCCUGUUCCCACCAAAUCUGAACCGCUCAUCUGAGGAUCAGUUUGAUGCUCUAACACUUGGCAACGUGGUGCCUGUCUUCCCACAGUUCAAGAGACUCUGGCAGUAUUUUCAGGAGGUUCUGCUGAUCAAAUACUCAUCUCAGUAUAACGGUAUUAACGUGGUCACCGGUCCCGUGUACGACUACAACUUUGACGGACACUUCGACUCUCCAGAGCAGAUCCAGGAGCUGCUUUCCGGUUCAUCUGUCCCUGUUCCCACUCAUUACUUCGUGGUGUUGACCAGCUGUCAGAACGACACACAGACAGUGAGCGACUGUUCCAGUGAACUUCAGACGCUUUCCUUCCUGCUUCCUCAUAGGAGCGACAACACGGAGAGCUGUGCUGACCAUCAGCCGGAGGAGCAGUGGGCGGAGCCUCUGCUGUGGAUGCACCAAUCACGCGUCAGGGAUGUGGAGUGGAUCACCGGUUUGGACUUUUUCCAGGACAGCAAGCGUCCAAUCGCUGAGCUCCUGCGCCUGAAGACCCGCCCCACCGCCGCCAUUCAUCCCAAAGCUUGAGCCUGAUUGGAUUCUGUGUUCGUGUAUUUAUUUAACCGCCGUAAAAUUAAAUUGCAUGAAAUUAAAUUUUAAAAAUAUGCAGAUUUCACUGUGGGAAAAACUUGUAAUCAAAAUACACUUCAUUUACUUCUUAUUUUAAGGUGAAAGCUGUUUUGUGUUCAGGUUGUUUAUGUAUUAGCUGUCGGAAAUACUGUUCAGAUGUAAUCUGGUAAACUAUCUAUAUCAAAUAAGAAUAACUGAAGGCUUUCUCCUUAUCUCACACACUUUUGGGCUGGAUUUUGAAUUCUUAAACUUAAAUAUGUGCGUCUGUUGACCAACCAUUGCUGCAUAAAAAUAAAAAAAGUACAAGUUUAUGCUACUAAAA
This is a messenger RNA of Puntigrus tetrazona (Sumatra barb), 3070 nucleotides long. Its product is annotated as venom phosphodiesterase CdcPDE. Lineage: Eukaryota; Metazoa; Chordata; Actinopteri; Cypriniformes; Cyprinidae. Bases 106 to 2706 code for a protein of 866 amino acids. The record is from RefSeq and is a predicted model, not a curated record. Gene Ontology annotation, biological process: nucleoside triphosphate catabolic process. The transcript has 25 exons. Gene Ontology annotation, molecular function: nucleic acid binding; nucleoside triphosphate diphosphatase activity; metal ion binding.